Messenger RNA from Cooperia oncophora, 627 nucleotides. Lineage: Eukaryota; Metazoa; Nematoda; Chromadorea; Rhabditida; Trichostrongylidae. The record is from the annotation of a GenBank genome assembly.
GCUUGUUUCAGCGUUUUUCGAACGACAAAUGAGAUCUCCGUGCAGGUUCUUCCAUACGAAUCCGAUUCAGUGGCGCCGACGGAGAAGAAUACGGUUGCCGUUGGAAUGGACCAGCCGUCGUGUUAUGACUUCAGUGGGCAGUUCAACUCACCUGCGCCGUUCUUCUUUCCGUCAUCAGCUUGUCCCAACACGGCGACUUGCAACAACACAACGGCUUGUCCCAACACAGUCAAUGCAUCAUCCAGUACUGAGCAACAAAUAGUGGGCUUUGCCCAGAACCCUACUAUCUGUUACGAAGCUCAAGCAACAGAAGUGGGAUUCCAGUAUGAUUACGAUGGAGGAGUAAUGCGACAAGAGCGUGUACGGGAUAGGACUACAAGUACGAGCCGGCAGUACCUAGACGAGGUGUAUAGUGAAGUCCCAGGACAAGGUGUCCCGAUUGAGGCGCCGGUGGCAAGAACAUUUGGCACCAUGGUUGAUGAGAAAGUGUUCGCCAGUGUGAGAAACGCAGAAACGAGUAUGGACGCGGCUGAGUUUGACAUACUCCGAGAUAUUGAGACCCAGACGACGUUGAACGAUGUGGGACUGAUGACGGAUUUUUGGACGGACAUGGGUCAUUCACCAUGA